This is a messenger RNA of Lasiosphaeria miniovina, 1225 nucleotides long. Its product is annotated as ribosomal protein L24e-domain-containing protein. Gene Ontology annotation, cellular component: nucleolus. The coding region runs from base 104 to 766 and encodes 220 amino acids. Gene Ontology annotation, biological process: ribosomal large subunit biogenesis. The transcript has 2 exons. The record is from RefSeq and is a predicted model, not a curated record. NCBI's taxonomy places the organism in Eukaryota, Fungi, Ascomycota, Sordariomycetes, Sordariales, Lasiosphaeriaceae.
GACAAUUUUUUUUUCUUGGUGUAGGGAAUCGUGAUAUCGCUAUCAUUAGAUUCUCGACAGCAAGCCCACCAACACCACCGGGCUACAACAAUCGACUUCAAAGAUGCGUAUCGAAUCUUGCUUCUUCUGUGGGAGGCCUGCGUGGCCCAGCAAGGGAAUCACAUUCAUGCGAAAUGACGGAAAAUCAUUCCGGUUCUGCCGCUCCAAAUGCCACAAGAACUUCAAGAUGAAGAGAAAUCCGCGGAAGCUCAAGUGGACCAAGGCACACCGCCGGAACGCGGGCAAGGAGAUGGUGGUGGACAGCACGCUACAGUUCGCCGCCCGGCGCAACGUGCCGGUGCGGUACAACCGCGAGUUGGUGGCCAAGACGCUCAAGGCAAUGGAGCGCAUCAGCGAAGUGCGCACACGGCGCGAGCGCAUCCUCUACAAGAAGCGCAUGGCCGGCAAGCGCGCCCGCGAGGUAGCUUCCGCCCGGAAGCUCGUUGCCGACAACGAGCACCUGCUGCCCCGCCUGCGCGGCAGCGAGAAGCGGCGCCUGGCCGAGCUCGCUGCCGAGCAAGGUCUUGAAGUCGAGGAGCUAGAGCGCGAAGGUCUGGCAGCGGUUCGUGCGAGCAAGAAGAGCAGACCAUUUGGCGCCGAGGUGCGCAGACUCAGGGUACGGACCGACGGCGGUAUUGAGGAGAUCGCCGAUCGGACAGACGGGAGCGUCCACGGCGAGGACGACAAUGACGUCGAUGACAACGACGACGAGAUGGACACCGAUUGAGGAAUAUCUCGCACCUUCUGAUCCGAGGAGACAUUGUCCUUGCCCUGGCCCCUUUUUUGCUGGUCCUAUUACAAAAGCCCAAAUCCGGGCUUCCGAUACCUCAGAGCCAGUGUGCGGGCCUAGUCAAGGGGACAAUAUACAGUAAGCGCAGGAUUGUUUCUUCACCUGUGGCGGGGCAUUGCCGGUGUAUAUCUGGUCUUUCUGUCGAGCGGUUUCCGGUCGUGGAGGACGGCGUGUCCGUAUGGAAUUGCAAAGACUGUUGGGUUGGGCCUCUUAUCCUGUGAGAGCAUCUUGCAAAGUAUCAUGGCUUACGAUACUGGCGAAAUCGGCGUUAUAUAGAGAAGGAGCACCCCAAACAAUACGACAUCUUUGCUGGCCUUGUACAUAAUCUACAAUUACCAUUGCUACAUGAUUAUUUGGGCAGAUAGGCCACAUCCAAUUGACGUCUUUCUCAUGAAA